GAAAUCGGUUUCAAAAAUUCUUCUGCCAAAAACCACCAAAUUCAAAAAAUUGAUCCGUUAAUACAGAACCCCGAACUUCCCUCUCUCCCUCCCUUUUUCUUAGGGUUUUAACACUCUCUUUCAAGACUAAAAACCCCAAGAAAAAUCCCUAAUUCCCAAUUCCUACUUCGAAAUCUCGAUCGUAAUUCCGGAAUUUUACGUUUAAUGCGUACAUUGUCUGCGAAUUUCCGCCAGUAUGAACUCCCUGAAGCAAAAUCAGGAGUCCAUGUUGCGAGAAUCGAUCAAGCACUUCUUAACUUCAUACCACAGCGGCAGCUCGGAUUACUCCUCUUUCGAGUUGAUUUUCUUCCGUUUGAUCCAGACCAUGCUCGAUCCCCCGCUUGAAAUCACUUGGUUCUACGCCGCGGUCACAUUCCACACCGCGAAGCGGAACAGCCCUGCCUCUAGGGUGCUGAUAGCUAAGGAUUUGUUGAAUUUACUCGUUUCGUGCUCUAAUUUGAGCAGCGCGUCGAAGAAGAUCGCGCUGCUGGCCCCUGUUGUAUAUGAUCUGUACAGUAUUGUGUGUGAUGCUAGGAUGAUUGAGCUGCAUGAGCGGAUUGAGGUUGGGAAAUUGGUGGAGAAUGUGGUUGGUUACGUGAUGGUAUCUGCUGGGGUUUAUGAUUACGGGAAUGAGGACGUCGAGUGUGAUAGUGCCGUGGUGUGUUUCGAGGAUUUGAUCCGGGUUUGGACUACUGAUCGAGGUGGGGGGAGUUGCAACUUUGUUGAAACUCUGAGGUUGUUCUUCCCCCUUUUGAGUGAUGGAACUUGGAAGAAGAUGAAUGCUGGUUGUGGGAUGCGGCAAUUGGUUGGGGUCGUUCUGUUGGAAGUGUUCUUUCUCAGGCUGUACGUGAGUUUUAGUUCCAGGAUGUGUACAGAGGAUGUCCUGAAGGAUAUGCGAGAUCAGGCAGUUCAAACCAUCAAGGGGUUCCGGAACAACUACUUUUUAGAUAUGCUCCUCAAAAUGCUGUCAGGACCCAGCUUGCCUAUUGCAGCCUCAAUGAGCUAUGAAGAUGCGAUUCUUAUGCAUAAAGUGUUGUAUGAUGCUGUUAUUUUGGUUGACUAUUCAUUUUAUUCUGGGAGAUGGGUCCAGUCAUCUGCCAGUCAAUUGAAAAAGCUCGCUCUGGCAUGGGUGUUGGCUGCUGAUCACGCCAUUCAGUUUGCUAGGGCUGCAACAGAUCAAUCUCGGGCCAUUUCUUACCUUAAUGCUUUCAAAGAAUGUCAAUUGGUGGCUGAGUUAAUUAAGUGGCUCUGUAACCAAGCUGGAAUUGUGGACCAAAAUACCAUACCUGAUGUCACCAAUCCCAGAGCUCUAAUCCAGUGGCUAUUGGUCCUUGAUGGUCAGGGGAUUGAAGUAUUCGAUCAUAGCAUGUCGAUGCUCCAUGCGAAAGCUGUAGCACGCAUAUCGGAAGUGGAGAGUGAGCCACCUGAUCUUACACUCCGUACAGGUAAUCUCAACGACAACAUCAUUGAUCUCACCCAGAGUGAUGAAAGCGAGGACAGAGAAAUGGACGAUCAGCCCAACAACGGUGCUCUAGGGGGUCUCUGCUUGACAAGGGCAAGAAAUGGCACUGGCAGAAAACGCAAAGAGGCUCGGAGUGGUUUACAAGAACCGCAGGUGAAGCAGGUCAAGCUCGAUCAUCUUGGAAGUGCUGUUGGGGACAAGUUCUUGUCUCUAUCCAGUGGUGGUGCCUUGGUUAGCAACGUCGCCUCCGAUGAUGACAUGGACCUCGUAGGAUGAGUUGCCGUGCAUGAUGGAGGAUCGGGCCUUGUUCGUUGCAGUCCAAGUGUCGGCCUCCUACGGGUGCUUCUUCGGCAGGUGAUGUGAAAACACAGUCAUUGCAAUGACAGGGACCUUUUGCUUAGAUUACUUUAUGUAUUCCAUAAAUGCAUGAAACUUGACAUGAUGCUUUAUGCCAUAUCGAACCUGCCUAAUUUCCUCCUGCAUUAGUGGUUUUGCAUGAAUUGCUUCA
Salvia miltiorrhiza (redroot sage) is the source of this 2009-nucleotide messenger RNA. RefSeq lists its product as uncharacterized. The transcript is spliced from 5 exons. The coding region runs from base 236 to 1777 and encodes 513 amino acids. The record is from RefSeq and is a predicted model, not a curated record. NCBI's taxonomy places the organism in Eukaryota, Viridiplantae, Streptophyta, Magnoliopsida, Lamiales, Lamiaceae.